AUGCAGCAACGCAAGGCCAAGGUCGUCUGGGGCGGCGUCGAGAGCGCGGCGGCGCAGGAGAUCCCGGCAAUGGCGAUGGCACGCAACGGCAGCUGGCCUGAGGCCGAAGGCGCUCCAGAGCACUCACCAGUGCCGCGGAAGAAGAGGCUGGCCCUGGACGAGAAGCGCUGGAACACGGUGGUCAACGUCAUGCUUAUCGCCUUCGUCAUGGCCGUGCCGCCGGUCAUCGUUGUCUACGCUUGGGGCGGCAUCGCGCCAACGGUCUGGAUCGCGGCCGCCAAGGCCCAGCUGCGGCGAGGUUCCGGCGAUGGCUCCUUCCCGUACGCAAGAAGUCCACCUGACAAACUUCUCGGUGGCCUCCUGCCUGAUGGACUCGACGAGAGAUCAUGCCGCAGCAGGUACGAGUCUUCCAUGUACAACCGGAAACCGGCACGGCGACCUUCUCCGCACCUCAUAGCAAAGCUGCGGAGACACGAAGAGCUGCAGAGACGGUGCGGGCCGAACACCGACGCGUACAGCCGCGCCGUCCAGCAGCUGAGGGCCGGCAAGAGCGUCGACUCGCCCGAGUGCAAGUACGUGGUCUCCAUCUCGCACCGCGGCCUCGGCAACCGCAUCCUGGCCGCCGCGUCGGCGUUCCUCUACGCGCAUCGACACCGCCGAGAGCUACGGCAACAUGCUGAAGAACAAGGUGCUCAGCGCCGACGUGCCGACGACGGCGACGCAGCUGCCGGCGUUCGUAUACCUCCACCUCGACCACGACUACGGCGACGAGGACAAGAUGUUCUUCUGCGACGACGACCAGCGGCUGCUGUCGAACGUGCAGUGGCUGGUCAUGAGGACCGACAUGUACACCGUGACGGGGCUGUUCCUGGUCACGGCGUUCCAGGAGGAGCUCGACAUGCUGUUCCCGGAGCGCGACGCCGUGUUCCACCACCUGGCGCGGUACCUGUUCCACCCACCCAACCACGUCUGGGGCCUCGUCACGCGGUACUACCGCGCGUACUCGCGCGGGCGGAGCUCCGGCUCGGCGUCCAGCUGCGCCACUUCGAUUCCUGGGCGCAGCAGUCGCCGAUCGUCCUCCGGCAGAUCACGUCAUGCCUGUGGAGGGAGAAGCUGCUCCCGGAGGUUCUUGACACGGAAGAGCACUCCAUGCCGAUGCCGGGCGGCGGCGCCAGAACCACAGCCGUUCUGGUCACCUCUCUCCAGUCGUGGUACUACGAGCGUAUCAAGGGAAUGUACUGGGAUCACGCGACGGCGACCGGCGAGGACGUGAGCGUGCACCAGCCGAGCCACGAGGGGAACCAGGAGUACGGCAAGAAGUCCCACGACGAAAGGGCCUGGGCGGAGAUGUACCUGCUGAGCCUGUGCGACGUGCUGGUGACCAGCGGCUGGUCCACGUUCGGGUACGUGGCGCAGGGGCUCGGAGGCAUGACGCCGUGGGUGUUGCACAAGCCCACGAACGUCACGUCGCCGCCGGACCCGCCGUGCUUCUGGGACAUGUCCAUGGAACCGUGCUUCCACGCGCCGCACGCCUACGACUGCAAGCUGAAGCGUGGAGCCGAUACAGGGAAAAUGGUGCCCCACGUCAGGAACUGCGAGGAUGUGAGCUGGGGACUGAAACUUGUCGAUACAAAGUUGUACAAGGCUUGA
This is a messenger RNA of Miscanthus lutarioriparius, 1650 nucleotides long. Lineage: Eukaryota; Viridiplantae; Streptophyta; Magnoliopsida; Poales; Poaceae. The record is from the annotation of a GenBank genome assembly.